Chrysoperla carnea is the source of this 2380-nucleotide messenger RNA. Its product is annotated as coiled-coil domain-containing protein 142. The record is from RefSeq and is a predicted model, not a curated record. Bases 1 to 2319 code for a protein of 772 amino acids. The transcript has 10 exons. NCBI's taxonomy places the organism in Eukaryota, Metazoa, Arthropoda, Insecta, Neuroptera, Chrysopidae.
AUGAACAUUGCUAAAUGGCUGCCAAUUGUAACUGAAGAAAAUAAGCGGCUGUUUAUUAAUUGCAAACAAUUAAGACAAGAUAGUGAUUUGCUUAUAUUACAGUUACUUAAGUUUCUAGAACAUAUUCAAUUACAAAACAUCACACAUCAAGCACAAUUAGAGAAAUUGGAAUUAAUUGUGGAAACAUUACAAAGAAUAGUAGUUAGAUAUAAAAGUACAACAUUUAAAAUAGAUAUUCAACCAAUGAUUGCAAUGUUCAAAAUGCAACAAAUAACUGAUAUUGUGUGGAAAAAUAAAUUAAAAAUAUCAUAUUUAAUACAAGAGAUAAUAACGGAAACUUUAUUUUUAAUGUCACAGUCAUUUAAUGACUUGUUAUCAUUAGAUGCUAAAUAUAAUUUAAGUAAAAAAGCAUUGUUUUCAAAAAAUAAUUGCCCACCAUUAAUGUAUCCAAUGCGAAAAUUGUCAAUUACACGUAUAUUACAAAUAUUAGCUCAAAGUCGUGCUGAAUUAUGUUGUCAUCGUUUGAUUGACAGUCUACUGGAGAAUUAUAAACCAGCUGACGGUGGUGGAGGUGUUACAAAUAAUGGCGAUGACAAUUCAGAUAGUUCCAGCAUUGAAAUUUACAGAGCUUUAACAAGACAUAUGACACCACCAAUUGAAAAUCUUACUACCGAAUCUGUGAAUCCACAAUCUAAACCAGAUGAUAAUGUUUCAACAGCAUCAUUUAUAAGUAAUGAAGAAAAUUUACAAGCCGUGGAGAUAUUAAUAAAUACUGAACAAAAAUUAGUUAAUAAUUUAUUAAAUAUUGCCAAAAUAAUUGUUCCAAAAAUGUUUGGAGCUGAUGGUGUGAAGAAAUCAAAAACUACUGGUGAACUACGAAUAAGUCAAAAAGUGUCGAAUAAAGUCAUAGAAUACUAUGAACAAAUUUUAUGGGGUGAAGUAGGUAAUUAUUUAGAACAUGUUGUUUUAUGGUGGGGUGCAUCACCAUUAGCAUCAAGACCACCUCAUUCGAGUCAACAUUUAAGAGAAUGGAUUGUACAAUUUACACCGACAGCUACCAUUCCACAAGUGAUAAUUGGCGCAUUACAUAGCUUAGCAGAUGCAUUAGGGUGUCAUGUAACAUCAACAUCUUGGGAUCAACAUUUUCGUAAUACAUUAGUGGCUGCAUAUGGUAAUAAUAAUACUAGUAACAAUAAUAAUAACAAUACAUUGAAUAUGAGCAUACCACUCAACAACGUAGCAGUAUCGUCAUCAUCUGAGACAGCCGGAAAAUUAUUUGCUGAUAUGUUACAUGACUUGGUAACACUAUCAAAUCAAUGUGAGGUUACGAACGAAUGGAUUGUGGGUGCACCAGUAGAAGAAUUACCAUUAGUUGAACAAAUACCAGUUUUACAUCGUUUAGAUCACACAAUACAUACUACAAGAUUGUGGGCAGCAAGUGAAACACGUAAAUUAGCGAAUUGUUGGAAUGUUGAUAGUUUUUUUAUAAUAAUUCAAUGUGAUAUUAAAGCAUGCUUAUCAGAAUUAAAUGGUUUGCGUUUAGAUGAUCACACUAUUGAAAUUGAAAAAGGUGGUUUGGAUGUCCAUGUUCAAGUAUGUGCUAAUAUGCGUGAGAAAUUAGUUAGUGAAGUUAAAGUGAAUAUUGACAAACUCAAGUUAAUACCUCAAGAAUGUUUGGAUGUCUUGGCAAAAGUAUGCCGUACUUUAUGUUUAGCAAAUUUACAAAUGGUAUUUCCAAGUCAUAAACAUUGGAGAAAAGUAUCGAAUGAAAUACCAAAAACACCAUUUUCGUAUGUUGCAACAUAUUUAGAUCGAGUUCUAUUACCUGUGCUCGAAGCAACCAAUGAUCAUGUCACAAACAAUAUGAUAUUACGUAUAAUGUGCGAAGCGUGGUUGGACCAUAUUUAUAUAAAUAGAAUAAAAUUUACAAGAUACGGAGCUUUACAACUAUUAACAGAUUUUGCGAGCGUCAAUGAUUGGUUAAUAAAUUGUGCAAUUAUCACUCAAGAUGUUCGUAAACAUAUGCUGCGUAAUGAAGUGUUACGUCGAUGUGAAGGUGUUGGACGAAUAUUAUUACGAUCGCCCGGUGAACAUAUUGAUAUGGAUGAAAAAGUUAAAAAAAGUGAAACAAAUGAACAAGGACAACAAAAAGCUAAUGGAAAUAACGAAGGAAAUCAAUCAGAAUCAGAAGGGGAAGGACAUGAACGAAUGCCAGCCGAAAUGUAUGUACCAAAUCAAGAACAAUGGCUAGAAUUGCGUGCAAUUAAAAAGAAAAAAACAUUAUUCUUACCAACCUUAUGUUGUGAAGUUGAUAGUUGAUGAUAUUUAUUCGAAAUAGUUCUAUUUGUUUAUUUCGUUUUGUAAUGAAUUAUUUAUGAUA